AUGGAUAGAAUGAAAUGUGUCUACCCUCUUGGAAGUGCAAUAAACAACAAGAAUUACAUAAAAGAUAUGUCUAUUAAUGGAAUGAGGAAUUUAGAAAAUGAUAAUUACCAUAAUAUGUAUUCAAAUAUAAAUAAACAUGAAGAAGGUAUUAUAACAAAAGUUCAAGGUAUACCGAAUCGUCCAGUGAAUCAAAAUGGUUGUGUAAUAAAAGUAACAAAUAAUAAAUGUAAUAAUAAUAAUAAUAAUAAUAGUUAUAGUUAUAGUAGUAAUAACAAUUUAUUAUAUAAUAAACCCUUUAUAUAUAAAAAAUUGAUUGUUUUUGAUUAUGAUGAUACCAUAUUACCAACAAGUUGGAUAACGUCAAAAAUGAAGUUAAGUUUAUAUGACACUAUACCUCCAUAUAUUAAUGAACUAUUUAAUAAAUUAAGUGAAGUUGUUAUUAACACAUUAAAUUUAUGUUCAAUUCAAGGGAAAUUAGUAAUUGUUACUAAUGCAAGUUUAGAAUGGCUAAUAAAUUCUGCCAAAAAAUAUAUUCCUAUGGUUUGGUCUUUUAUUAUGCAUAAAAAUAUUAGAAUAAUAUCAGCAAGAGAUACUUUAAUUAAUUCUUUAAUUGAUCCUAAGGAUUGGAAAAAAGUUAUUUUUCAUCAAAUUAUUAAUGAAAUCUUAGCUCCAUAUUUAUAUAAUACCUCUUUUAUAUGUUUUAUUUAUUCAGUAGGAGAUGGUAAUGAUGAAAGAAAUGCUUGUUUCUUCAUAUCACAAUUAAAUCAAUAUUCCUCAUGUAUUUUUAAAUCAUUGAAAUUCUUAUCGGAACCUACUUGUCAAAAACUUAUAGCAGAACAUGAACUCUUUUAUUACUUUUUUAAUAGUACAAACCUUAAUGCAUCAAAUCACCAUAAUAACCAAGCAAAUAAUAUCAAUACUAAUAAUAAUAUAUCUAUUAAUAGUCUUAUGUAUAAAAAUUAUAAUUCUAUUAAGAAUGUAUAA
This is a messenger RNA of Plasmodium reichenowi, 984 nucleotides long. RefSeq lists its product as hypothetical. The transcript has a single exon. Lineage: Eukaryota; Apicomplexa; Aconoidasida; Haemosporida; Plasmodiidae. The record is from RefSeq and is a predicted model, not a curated record. The coding region runs from base 1 to 984 and encodes 327 amino acids.